This is a messenger RNA of Cyclopterus lumpus (lumpfish), 1657 nucleotides long. It is a transcript of the gene catip, whose product is annotated as ciliogenesis associated TTC17 interacting protein. Lineage: Eukaryota; Metazoa; Chordata; Actinopteri; Perciformes; Cyclopteridae. Gene Ontology annotation, biological process: actin filament polymerization; cilium organization. Bases 197 to 1384 code for a protein of 395 amino acids. The record is from RefSeq and is a predicted model, not a curated record. The transcript is spliced from 8 exons.
GCUGCGCAGAUACAUCCGCCUGUACCGCACCACGGCGUCGUUGCCAUGACAACUUACACUUGUUGGUCCUCACUUCCGUAUCGGGAAGAAGGCUGCAAAUAGAUGUAACAUCAAAAAGCUCACAAACAAUCCGUCGCGACACAGAAAAAGUGUGUAUAGUGUCGUAAAGCUGUUAUUACCGCGAGUACCGCUGCUGAUGGAGGACGACAGCUCUGCCGGAGCCGUGGCCGGGAUUCAGGGACUCGACCUCGGCGUGGACUGGAAAGCGUCCGACGAAGCGCUCGCGUUCAUGUCCGGCAUUGAGCCUGCAGAGCUGCUGAAGUGCACGUUUCCAGACUCUCUGGUGACUGUGUCAGAGGGCGGCCGAGACCUGGGGAAGUUCACUGUGACGGUGGAGGUUGCCUGUCGAGUCCAGCAGCCCUGCAUGCUCCUCCAUGCUCAGAGCCAGGGAGCCAUCAAUGACUCCCCCUGUGGAACCACAGUGACAGCCUACCUGACCACGGACCUGGAGGUGCUGGAGGAAGAUUACCACGAGUACGUCAAGGUGAGCCAAUGCACACUUCCCACGCUGUCUCAUUUUGACACGAGUGAUGAAAGGUCGUACCGGCGGUGGCCUUUCAUUCUUCCAGCCACAUCUGUCUCUGUUUUGGUUUUGUUGUCACCUUUUCAGCUUGAGGGCCGCAGUUUGGACAGGAGGUGUCACAUGGUGCAGCAUGACGGGCAGAUGCUGAUCGAUAAAGUUACCACUGUGGGAGAGGAGACGACAAUGGAGAGUGUUUCACAUCCCAUGUCUGUUCUAAGCGGGCUCGUUACCGAGGGGUCCAACUUGCUGCUGAUGCGACUGAUCGCUCUAAAGAAGAAGGUGCCCGAACACAUGACCUUUAUCUGCUUGGACCAGGGAUUGCGCAUCAUACGCACCACUUUUAGCGAGCUGGCGCAGAAGCAGCUGGAGGUUGGGGAUAAGACUGUGGAGGUAUUCGGGGUGGAGAGGAUUGUUCACACCGUGGAGGAUGGCCCCACUACCUGGCAGUGCUACUUCCUGGCUGAUGGGCACAUGGCCAGCAGGGUGCAGGUGGGAUCACCGGUCACCAUGAGGCUUCUGCAGCUGCAAUCACAGCUAAAAGAAGGUUUUGAGAAGAUCCCUCUUGUUUGGGAAGAAGACAUGGAGAUGCGCUCCAAGUUUUUGGACAGAAAGGAGAAGCUGAAGGCGGACCAUGCCUCGUACCUGAGACAGCAUCCAGAGAUCCGUGCACUCAUAUCUGACUUUCUGCAGUUUUUGCUGUUGAGGAAACCAAAUGACGUCUUCCAGUUUGCCAGAGAGUACUUCCUCCCUUUUGCCUCCCGCCGUCCUCCAGAACCGAGCCUGAAAGCCCCCUCACACUGAAGGCUCACCUCAGUGUUUAAAUGUUGAACACAGCCAUAGCUUUAUCCUUUCAGCUUGAGAUUUAAUUUUAAAAUGUACAUCUUGUCUCUUUUUGACAGAUGACGUGUAGCCUAUAUAAGGAAAUGUGUUGGGGAGACGUGUUAAAAGCCAAUACUUCACCUGAGCUGUGUGAUCUUGCUCAAAAAAACUUUUAAUAAUGUGAAUAAAGUGGUUUGUUUCAAACGGUGGUUGUAAUUUCAGUUUUGGUAGCUUGUCUAGUCAAAGUAGUCAGGG